UCCAUUUCCGUGUCACUACCGGAGGACUGAGGAGUCGAGUAGGGGAAAUUAGAGAAUCGAGAAGCCUUUAUUGUCUCCCCACUAAAUAUCCUGCAGAUUUGCAGCGGCGUGCAUUGAUUGCCUUCUGCACCCCGCUCGACGAUUUGAAGGAGCGCUUGAAGUCUAAUUGCGGUGUGGCUCCGCCGACCGUUAUAGAUCUUGCAAACAGCUAACCGUUAGCCGAACUGGCGAGCUAUCCGUUAGCAUGUCGGAUGUAGUGCGAGGCCCAGCAGGGAACAACGACUGUCGGAUUUAUGUGGGGAAUCUCCCUCCGGAUAUUCGAACAAAGGACGUGGAAGACGUGUUCUACAAAUAUGGCACAAUACGAGAUAUCGACCUGAAGAACCGGAGAGGGGGGCCACCUUUCGCCUUUAUUGAAUUUGAAGACCCCAGGGACGCUGAUGAUGCAGUUUAUGGGCGUGAUGGUUAUGAUUAUGACGGAUACAGGCUGCGCGUGGAGUUCCCUCGGAGCAGCAGGGGCUCACGAGGAGCGUUUGGAGGGAUCGGCGGAGCUCCCAGAGGCAGAUACGGACCUCCAUCAAGACGCUCUGAGUACAGGGUCAUUGUUUCGGGACUCCCGCAGAGCGGCAGCUGGCAGGACCUGAAGGACCACAUGCGUGAAGCAGGCGACGUGUGCUACGCCGACGUCUUCAGAGAUGGAAGCGGAGUUGUAGAGUUUGUGCGAAAAGAAGACAUGACCUAUGCUGUUCGAAAGCUGGACAACACCAAAUUCCGCUCGCAUGAGAUUCUGAAGAGAAGGAUUAAAGUGAUUUGGAUAAAACCCAUUGUGGAGCACAUUUCAAUUGUAUGGUCAGGAUAGGACAUCUAAUUGAGGAGCAAUCAGGUCGAGGCAAUGGUACGCUUCAUGUUCCAUAAAUUGAACGUUUUGGUUAUCAUAUCAUGCAUGUCAUAUUUACAUGUCCCAUGUGCUGUAUUUAUCAUAUAUACAAUUGUAAACAUGGUACUCUGUCUUGUGACAGAAUAAACAGUCCUAGAUCAAGUGUUGUGAUUUAAGUGUAACAUCUUUGCUGUCAAAUGUAAAAAAAUCUGAUCACUUUGUUGCAAAAGUUUCCCACUUAUAACUUUGAAUGUCCUUAUUGGUAACAAAAUGUUUUUUACUUCAGGGAGUGAUAGCUUUUGUGCUCAGUGGCAUUUUUUUUCUUGAUUGACACAAGUGCUCAAAAAUGAAAAAAAUUAGGCCCACAAUUCUUGACAUUUUAUUCUAACAGUCUCCCUCUGAUUUUCUUCCUGGUAUUUCAAGGUUUUGAUUGGAGGAGUGGCUCAGUGGAUCCCAAUCCUUGGAGCUGGAUGAGUGGAUCGAUUAGGAAAGGGAUAGGCAAGGAUGGAUGCUCGGAACGGGAUCAGUUUUUCCAGGAUUCAAAUGAGUUUGAUUUCAGAACUAAAUAACAGGAGUCCCAGAGCAACUUUUUUGUCUAUUAGGCCCCCCAAUGCCUAUUUAAAGUUUUUCAGUGGUAAUGGCUUUAUUUUACAAGAAAACGAAACGGAGGACCAGGAAGUUGGAUCAAAGGAUGGAGUCGUAGAUGCCUGGUAUGAGGGAAUAAAAUAUUUGUGAGGUUGGGUGGGGGUUUCUGUGGGAGUAGUUGGUAUGUUUUAAUCUUGCUUUUUCUCUUAGCAUUUUC
This is a messenger RNA of Notothenia coriiceps (black rockcod), 1679 nucleotides long. RefSeq names its product serine and arginine rich splicing factor 1a (gene srsf1a). Lineage: Eukaryota; Metazoa; Chordata; Actinopteri; Perciformes; Nototheniidae. The record is from RefSeq and is a predicted model, not a curated record. Gene Ontology annotation, cellular component: nucleus; cytoplasm. Gene Ontology annotation, molecular function: mRNA binding. The coding region runs from base 245 to 859 and encodes 204 amino acids. The transcript is spliced from 4 exons.